CGAACAAUGUCUACAAGUGAUUGUGUACGAAUCGUAAAUCAAAUCGACCAAUGAAUUAACAUAAUGUCUAUAUAAAAUCUCGAUAUUUUCGAUACUACUUGGCAUAAUAGAGAUUCCUCCAUCGAACCAAUAUGAAUAAAUUGUUCGGUUUAUACCUAAUUCUCUUUCUCCUUCGUUUAGCAUCAUCGUAUAAAUUCACAGGGGAAGCAAAGUUCCGAGAGACCUGUAACAAUAAUAGCACAGAGGAUGUUUGCAACAGAAAUUUGUUAGGGCCAAUAAUAUGUGGCUCUGAUGGAAAAUCAUAUCCAGGCCCAUCUAUGAUACGUUGCUUGAACAAGUGUCUACCCAAGGAAGAAAAAGUCAAACUGCAACGUCUAGGUUUCUGUGAGCCUGAGUAUCAAGAAGAAUACCUGAAACCAAUCAAGAUGGCUGCGGAACAGUUUAAAAAAAUUAAAAAUUAGGUUAUUUUAUAUGACAAUUAAGGAUACCUGAUGGCAUGAUGUUAUAUUUAAGUUCAAUAAAUUGACAACUUAUAUCAUA
Molecule: messenger RNA, 540 nt
Organism: Coccinella septempunctata (seven-spotted ladybird)
Lineage: Eukaryota; Metazoa; Arthropoda; Insecta; Coleoptera; Coccinellidae
Exons: 3
Coding region: 132-461 (109 amino acids)
Molecular function (GO): protein binding
Source: RefSeq, a predicted model, not a curated record